This is a messenger RNA of Microthlaspi erraticum, 1245 nucleotides long. NCBI's taxonomy places the organism in Eukaryota, Viridiplantae, Streptophyta, Magnoliopsida, Brassicales, Brassicaceae. The record is from the annotation of a GenBank genome assembly.
AUGGCGUUGGUCAUGCACACAUACAAGGGAAACAAAAGUGCUGAUAAGGCACUCAUUGUCGCAGAGUACGUUGGUGUGAAGAUCACUGUGCCCUCUGACUUUGAGAUGGGUGUCACUAACAAAACCCCAGAGUUCCUCAAGAUGAACCCUAUGGGAAAGGUUCCCACACUCGAGACUCCAGAGGGUGCCAUAUUUGAGAGCAACGCUAUUGCUCGUUAUGUGAGCAGAUUGAACGGUGAGAACUCCUUGAACGGAUCCUCCCUCAUCGAAUAUGCACACAUUGAGCAAUGGAGCGAUUUCUCCUCUCUGGAAAUUUACGCUAAUAUCUUGAAGUGGUUCGGCCCAAGAAUGGGAUUUAUGCCAUACACUGCUCCGGGUGAGGAAGCUGCUAUCGCUGCGUUGAAAAGGGCACUUGAUGCUCUGAACACACAUCUCACUUCCAAGACUUACCUUGUUGGAGAGUCUAUUACCCUUGCUGAUAUCAUCACUGUGUGCAAUUUGAACUUGGGAUUUGCCACUGUCAUGACCAAGAGCUUCACCUCCGCAUUCCCUCAUGUUGAGAGGUACUUCUGGACCGUGGUCAACCAACCAAACUUCAAGAAAGUGGUGGGUGAUGUCAAACAGACGGACGCUGUCCCUCCCGUUGCUUCCAAGAAAGCUGCCCAGCCUGCGAAGCCCAAGGAAGAGCCUAAGAAAAAGGAAGCCCCUGCAGCAGAGGCACCUAAGGCUGCUGAAGAGGAAGAGGCACCAAAGCCCAAACCAAAGAACCCUCUUGACUUGCUACCACCAAGCCCAAUGGUUCUCGAUGACUGGAAGAGGCUUUACUCAAACACCAAAACUAACUUCCGUGAGGUUGCUGUUGGAGGUUUCUGGGAGAUGUAUGACCCAGAGGGAUACUCACUGUGGUUCUGUGACUACAAGUACAACGACGAGAACAUGGUUUCGUUCGUGACGCUGAACAAGGUCGGUGGCUUCCUGCAGAGAAUGGACUUGGCACGCAAGUACUCUUUCGGAAAGAUGCUGAUCUGUGGAAAAGAGGGUCCGUUCAAGGUGAAGGGUUUGUGGCUGUUCCGUGGACCGGAGAUUCCGAAGUUCAUCAUGGAUGAGGUUUACGACAUGGAGCUUUACGAGUGGACUAAGGUCGAUAUCUCUGACGAAGCACAGAAGGAGAGAGUUAGCCAGAUGAUUGAAGACGCUGAGCCUUUUGAAGGUGAGGAUCUUUUGGACGCCAAGUGCUUCAAGUGA